UUGGUGGCACUCAGAAUCGCCAGAGCUAAGAAACCUCACACCAUUGCUGAGGAUUUACUGUUGCCAGCGGCCAAAGGCAUUGUUCGAGUUAUGAUCGGAGACGAAUUUGUUACGAAAUUGAGUGCAAUUUCCUUAUCUAACGACACUGUCCACAGAAGAAUAGAUGACAUGUCUGCUGAUAUUCUUGAUCAGAUAAUCCAGGAAAUUAAAUCUGCUCCACUUCCAAUAUUUAGUAUCCAGCUUGAUGAAUCUACAGACGUUGCAAACUGUGCAGAGUUACUGGUUUACGUGAGGUAUAUUAAUGACGGCGACUUUAAAGAUGAUUUUCUUUUUUGCAAACCUCUUGAAACGACAACUACUGCACGUGAUGUAUUUGACACAGUUGGUUCAUUUCUAAAAGCGCAUAAGAUCUCUUGGGAAAAGGUUUGUGGUGUUUGCACAGAUGGUGCUCCAGCUAUGCUAGGAUGUCGAUCUGGAUUUCAACGUUUGGUACUGAAUGAGUCACCAAAAGUCAUUGGAACUCACUUUAUGAUUCAUCGGCAAAUAUUAGCAACGAAGACGCUGCCACAAGAGUUACAAGAAGUAAUGAAAAGCGUCAUAAGUUCUGUCAAUUUUGUAAAGGCGAGCGCUUUAAACAGUCGACUGUUUUCACAACUGUGCAACAAGUUGGAUGCGCCGAACAAUGCUCUGCUAUUUCACACUGAAGUGAGAUGGUUGUCGAGAGAAAAAGUUUUAAAACGUGUUUUUGAGCUUCGUGAUGAACCCAAAGUUUUUUUUAAUCAGAAAGCAAGACCGCAGUUCGAAGCACUUUUCAGCAAUAAAAGUGAACUGCAGAAAAUAGCUUCCUUGGUUGACAUCUUUGCCAUCUUGAAUGAGUUGAAUUUAUCACUGCAAGGACCAAAUGCAACAUGCCUCGAUUUGUCUGAGAAGAUCCGAUCAUUCCAAAUGAAACUUCAGCUUUGGCAAAAAAAAUUGGAUGAAAAUAAAAUUUACAUGUUGCCUACCUUAUCUGCUUUCUUUGAGGAACAUGACAUUGAACCAGACAAAAGGAUUACGAUGAUAAUUUCUGUGAAAGAACACUUGCACAUGCUUGCAGACAAAAUUUCAUCGUACUUUCCAAAUCUACCUGACACCCCAUUUGCACUUGCCAGAAGCCCAUUCACAGUCAAAGUUGAAGAUGUUCCUGAGACAGCACAAGAGGAGUUCAUUGAACUUAUUAACAGCGAUGCAGCAAGAACUGAUUUCUACAUGCCAGUUACAAAAUUCUGGAUCAAGUGUUUGCAGUCAUAUCCUGUUCUGUCUGAGACUGUGUUGCGCCUUCUUCUUCCAUUUCCAACAACAUAUCUUUGUGAAACAGGGUUUUCCAGCUUGUUGGUUAUCAAGUCUAAAUACAGAAGUAGACUUGUUUUGGAAGAUGAUCUUCAUUGUGCUCUUGCAAAGACUGCCCCGAGAAUUUCUGAUCUGGUGAGAAAGAAACAAUCUCAACCUUCGCACUGA
Molecule: messenger RNA, 1497 nt
Organism: Hemicordylus capensis (graceful crag lizard)
Lineage: Eukaryota; Metazoa; Chordata; Lepidosauria; Squamata; Cordylidae
Product: zinc finger BED domain-containing protein 5-like
Source: RefSeq, a predicted model, not a curated record